Messenger RNA from Drosophila innubila, 16616 nucleotides. RefSeq names its product midasin. Gene Ontology annotation, molecular function: ATP hydrolysis activity; ATP binding. Gene Ontology annotation, biological process: rRNA processing; ribosomal large subunit assembly. The transcript is spliced from 13 exons. Lineage: Eukaryota; Metazoa; Arthropoda; Insecta; Diptera; Drosophilidae. The coding region runs from base 87 to 16517 and encodes 5476 amino acids. Gene Ontology annotation, cellular component: preribosome, large subunit precursor; nucleus. The record is from RefSeq and is a predicted model, not a curated record.
GCAUUGCACGUGUGUUUAAAAACUUCGCAUUGUUUUUAAGUAACAGUGCGUUAAAAUAUAAUUUUAAUGCACAAAAAGACAACACAAUGGACGUAAAUAUCAACAAGCUGCGACGCAGUGCGCAAAAAUUAUUGAAUCUUACUGCCAGUGAGCCACAGGAGGAUGUGUUUGUCUUAAACUUGCACAAGUUUUUGAAGAAGAAGCGAUACGUGGAACAAGAUGUGGAGCGACUGUUCGGCAGUCUUAGCCAGCAGUUAACGGUGCCUGGCUACACCGUGCCCAUAUCCGUGAGUUUCGAGGAGCAAUUGUUGUUGCUGCUUACCAUGUCAUUAAGGUGCGAUGUUUCCGAGCAUGUUCAGCAGUAUAAAUUGGAGUGUAUGGCUGUGGCCAAGUUGUUGCAUCUGUCAGUCGAUGCCAAAAGGUUUGCCAAGAGCUACUUUCGCCACAAGCCAGCACCUUUCGAGGAACCAGCAAGUAAGAAUCCGUCUAAGAAGGCGAGAAAGGCACAAACCAAUGGCUCUGUAGACCUUAAGGAAAACGAAUCACAUUUGGAAAUCGUUCAAUGUUGCUACCAGUUAUUGAAGAGUGAUGCCUCCUAUUACCGGGAACUGUGGGACUGGUCACAGUUCCUAAACAACUAUGCCCAUAAAGAAUUUAAGUGUCAGCUGACGCGUCUUUAUUGCAAUCACAUUAUGGCCAUGCUGACCGAUAUGACCGCCACACAGCUUCACCAGCUGAACUCUCAGCUACCUUCUCAGGUGCAGCUGAAAUUUGAGGAGCAGCAGAGACUUCCCACGUCCACAAAGUGCGAAGAUUUGCCCGAGCUGCCGGAACAACAGUUGACAAUCAAACUGGAGAAGGCCAAUCAAUCAGUAACCAAUAUCGAAGGUGUUCUCCUGCCCAUAUUCAACAAGGACAAUAAGGAUUUCUAUGACGAAUCCGAUGGAUGUUAUGAUCGCAUUGUGAAAGUGGACUCCACCAUUGUCAAUCUGAGAAGUAUUGCAUUAGGCGUGUCCGCCGCAAAACCCAUUUGUUUGUCCGGACCCGUUGGCUGCGGCAAGACCACACUGAUUGAGUACCUGGCACGUAAAACAGGACGUAUUUGUCCGAAACCCAAGGAGAUUGACACACGAAACAAAGCUAAAGAAGAUGAUGAACUACUUAAACCAAAAAAGAAACCGAAAUCAGCGAAAAAUGCUGGGGAAAAACGUAAAAUUGCUGAAUUACCGAUGGAAGAUCUAAUGGUAUUGGAGGAUGCGGACGCACUUGCGCAGAGAAAUGGAUUUCUACGCAUACAGUUGGGUGAUCAGACGGAUAGUAAAAUGCUAUUGGGUCAAUAUCGUUGCACAGAUGUGCCCGGCGAGUUUGUUUGGUUGCCCGGUGUGCUAACCCAGGCUGUCAUGCAUGGCUAUUGGCUAUUAUUGGAGGAUCUGGACGCAGCUACACAGGACACAUAUACGAUAUUGAGCAGUCUAUUGGAGCGGAAUUCUUUGAGUGUGCCAGGAUUUCGGGAUUGUGUUAAGAUAGAACCAGGAUUUCAGCUGUUUGUAACAGUGCGCACCAACAAAUCGUCGAGCAAUUCGAGUCAGAAAUCUCUGUACUCUCUGCUAGAGAAAUAUCUGUAUACCAUCAAUAUAUUGCCACUGUCCCGUAAUGAACUGUGCAAAGUGGUGAGCACCAACUAUUCCAAACUGGCAACUGUCGCCAAUCGCAUUGUGGACGUCUUCCUGACCUUCUCCAGCGGUGCUCACACCUCAGCUGAUAAUCUACGCCAGCAGGAGAGCAAUGACAAGGCAGACACCACGGAAAACUAUGUGGCACUGCCAUUUGAGCAGGUGACACUCGGCUCAAUGCCCAACUCGGGUCGUCUGGUGUCCACACGCGAUCUCGUCAAGCUGUGUCAGCGUGCCAAUUCGCAGUUUUCCGUAACCAGCGCGGAAUGCGCUUACUUUGUCUUCCAAAAUGCCGUCGAUGUCUUCUGUUCGUAUCUGCCGCAGAGCAAGGAGAAGACUGCGUUGAUCACAAACAUUGGCGCCAAGCUGGGCAUCAUCCGUUCAAGAUGCGAGCACUUUGCCAAUGACUACAAGCCCGAUGUGGAGUUUGGCAAGGAACAUUUUAAAGUUGGACGUGCAACGCUGCCAGCAAAGUUGCCGGAAGAGGAGGAGUUGAUCCAAAAUCAAAGCGCCACAAAGCGACAGAAGCUGACGAUGCAGUUAAAGAAGUCAAUGCCCAAGCCAGCAGCACAGCGUGCAACCUUCUCCUUUACACGCCUGGCCAGCUGCAUUCUGGAGCGGAUUGCCGUCUGUGUGAGUCACUCGGAGCCAGUGCUUUUGGUGGGUGAAACAGGAGUGGGCAAAACCUCAUCGGUGCAGUAUCUGGCCGAGAGAACAGAGCACAAACUGGUGGCCAUUAAUAUGAACAAUCAGUCGGAUGUUUCUGAUCUGGUGGGUGGCUUCAAACCCGUGGAACUCAACUAUGUUUUGGCUCCAUUGCGUUACGAGUUCGAGCAUCUGUUUAGUGAAACUUUCAAUCCGGAAAAGAAUCAACAGUUUCUGUUAAUCUUUGCCACACAUUUCAAUAAUGGUCGCCACAGCGUCAUCAUACGCACCAUGCUCAAUGUGUGCAAUGGCAUGUUCAGCAAAGUGGAGCACAAGCAUAAUCCUCUGCUGCCACGCUGGCAGACGCUGCGGGAGAAGCUGCAACGAUUGCAAACGCAGCUGGACAAGAGCAUUAAUAUAUCGUUUGCCUUUAUACCCGGCUCCCUGGUCAAUAGCAUCAGCAACGGGGAUUGGGUGCUGCUGGACGAGAUCAAUUUGGCAUCGGCUGAGACGCUGGAGUGCCUGUCCACCAUAUUGGAGCCGGAGGGAUCUGUGGUGUUGCUGGAACGUGGUGACUUUAUGCCCGUGAAGCGUCAUCCAGAUUUUCGCAUAUUUGCCUGCAUGAAUCCCAAUACGGAUAUUGGUAAAAAGGAUUUGCCCGUCGGCAUACGCAAUCGAUUCACCGAAUUCUUUGUGGACGAGCUGACCACGGAUGCGGACUUGAGUCUGCUGGUCGGCGAUUAUCUGGCCAAUACGGGCAUACAGCGUAAAUCCGUGCACAGCAUUGUCCAGCUCUACAAAUCCCUGCGGCGUCUCUCCGAGCUGCAGCUGAACGAUGGACUCGGCAAUCGUCCGGUUUAUUCGCUGCGUACGCUCUGCCGUAGUUUGAGGAUUUGUGCCCGGAACUUGUGUGGUUCCAUUGAGCGUAAUCUUUACGAGAGUUUCUGUUUGAGUUUCCUCACGCAACUGGAUCCGGAAUCGCAUCAGCUGGUCUUGUUGCUCAUACGGGAUGCCCUGCUGAAGAAUGCCAAGGCAGUGCUGAAUCAAUCCUUGCCGCAGCUCGGCGAGAAUUACCUGCAAUUUGAGGGCUACUGGAUACAGCAGGGCAAUCUGGAGCAGCAGUCCUGCGAUCACUACAUCCUCACGACCAGCGUUAGGAAGAAUCUACAGGAUCUGGCACGUAUCAUUUCCAUUGGCAAGCUGCCCAUUUUACUCCAAGGCCCCACAAGUGCCGGCAAGACCAGUCUGAUUGAUUAUGUGGCCCGGCGGAGUGGCAAUCGUUGUCUGCGCAUCAACAAUCACGAGCACACGGAUCUGCAGGAGUAUAUCGGCACGUAUGCGGCCGAUGUGACCGGCAAAUUGAGCUUCCGCGAGGGCGUCUUGGUGCAGGCCAUGCGUCAUGGCUACUGGAUCAUCUUGGAUGAACUGAAUUUGGCCUCCACGGAUAUUCUCGAGGCACUCAAUCGUGUGCUGGACGACAAUCGGGAGCUGUACAUUGCGGAGACCCAAACACUGGUCAAGGCACAUCCCAAUUUCAUGCUGUUUGCGACACAGAAUCCGCCGGGACUUUAUGGCGGCAGAAAGACCUUGUCACGUGCCUUCAAGAAUCGCUUCAUUGAGCUGCACUUUGCCGACAUUCCACGCACGGAGCUGGAGACUAUAUUGGAGCAGCGUUGUCUGAUACCCGCCUCCUAUGCCCGCAAGAUGGUACAGUGCAUGACCCAGCUGCAGCAGCAUCGCAAGAAUACCUCCAAGCAAGUGUUCACCCUGCGAGAUCUGUUUCGUUGGGGCAAUCGCUAUACACUGGCGGACAAGGCACUGCAGCAGGAUUCGAAGUACGAUUGGAAUCAGCAUCUGAUCGAGGAGGGUUACCUGGUGCUCUCCGCCAAGGUGCGCACACCGGAGGAACUGCAUCUCAUUGAGCAGACACUGUAUGGCAAUUUCAAGAAACGCAUCGAUCUGGAGCUGCUCUUUGAUAUCCACACCAAGCGUGAGAGUUCCGCCGUCAGUCGUAAGAUUCUGGAUGCCAUACGCAACUUUAAGCAGCGCGGGGACAUCGUUUGGACCCGUAACAUGACACGGAUGGCCGUGCUAACCGCCAAGGCGUUGCAGUUCGAUGAACCCGUGCUCCUGGUGGGUCCAACUGGUUGUGGCAAGACCACAGUUUGUCAGCUGCUCGCCAGCAUUGCCAGUGUACGGCUCCGCAUCCUCAACUGUCACAUGCACACGGAAGGAGCUGAUUUUCUGGGUGGACUACGUCCAUGUCGUAGCCAGGAGAAUCAAACGCAGAAACUCUUUGAAUGGGCGGAUGGACCGCUUAUCUAUGCCAUGCAGGAGGGUUCCUACUUCAUGGCCGAUGAAAUCUCACUGGCUGAGGAUUCGGUGCUGGAGCGGCUCAAUUGCAUACUGGAACCAGAGCGUAGUGUACUCCUAGCGGAAAAGGGCGGCGUUGUGGAGGAGGAUAUGGAAUCCGAUAGCUUAAACAGGGACUUUGUGGUGCAGGCCAAGGCAGGCUUUCAGUUCCUGGCCACCAUGAAUCCCGGUGGAGACUUUGGCAAGAAGGAAUUGUCGCCAGCGCUAAGGAAUCGCUUCACGGAGGUCUGGUGUGUGCCAUCGGAUAAUAAGUCGGAUCUUAUUGAGAUUGCCUACAACUGCAUGCAGCGUGGUGUCCGCGAUUCCAGUGCCUUGAGGGAUACCCACAAAAUAGCCGAGUAUUUGGUGGAAAUUGUGCUCUUCAUACGCGACUCCAAUGAGAAGUUCAAGUUCUCGGUGCGUGACAUUCUGGCCUGGGCCAAUUACAUGGUCAGCAAUGCCAAGCUCACAUUUGCCGAGCAGGCCAUCUUUGGACUGGAGACCAUCUUUCUGGAUGCCUUGGAAAUGCUGCCACACGAAUCGUUAACCCAAAUUGAAGCUCUUAAGUCCACAAUAAUCGACUAUGCCAUCAGAAAAGCAGCCGAGAUACUCAACGAACGCUUUGAGCUGUCGGAUGUCAGCCAAAAACGUGGCCAACAGGUGGAACUGGAUGAGCGCAGCUUUGGCAUUUGUCCUUUCUACAUAGCGGUCAAUCCAGAACGCUUGACGCCGGCCAAUGCGGAUUUCCUCUUCGAUGCGCCGACCACCAAACAGAAUCUAUUCCGUCUGCUGUCCGCCUUGUCGCUGCAGAAACCCGUGCUCCUCGAGGGACCACCGGGUGUGGGCAAGACCUCGAUUGUGGAGAGCAUUGCCCAUGCCAUUGGCUAUCAAAUAGUGCGCAUCAAUUUGUGCGAACACACGGAUCUGGCGGAUCUCUUUGGCACCGAUCUGCCCGCUGAGGAUAAUCUCCUGGAGCGUGUGGAGGCGCAAAGUCAUUUGGGCAGCUUUGUGUGGCGCGAUGGUCCCUUAUUGGCUGCCCUGAAGGCGCCAAACACUUGGAUACUGCUGGAUGAACUGAAUCUGGCACCACAAUCGGUGCUCGAGGGUCUCAAUGCCGUGCUGGAUCAUCGUGGCGAGGUCUAUAUUCCGGAACUCAAUAAGAGCUUCCAGUUGACAGACUCCACGCGUAUUUUUGCCUGCCAGAAUCCGUUGAAACAAGGCGGUGGACGCAAAGGAUUGCCUCAGUCCUUCCUCAAUCGUUUCAACAAGGUUUAUUUGCGCAAACUGAGCACCGAGGAUCUGCUCCAUGUGGUGAAUGUCAAGUACGCCGAUUACUUUGAGCAGCUACGCCAACAUUUCAGUUCCUUAUUGCCAGCUGAGCAGGGUAAUCUCUUUGAGAUUUACACUGGUCAAUCGUCAGCGGGAGUUGGAGACACCUUAAGCUUCGAUUUGGCUGCACGCUUGGUGCGUUUCUCGGAGCAACUGGAUCGUGGUGUGGCCAGCAUGGAGUUUGGCUACAAGGGUGGUCCUUAUGAGUUCAAUUUGCGUGAUAUUCUGCGCUGGUGUGAUCUGCUCCACAAUCCAGAAACUGGCUACCUAAUGCUGCCAGGAGCAGCUGAUUUCCAAGUCGCCUUCAAGGACUUUCUGCUGACGCUCUACGAGCGCAUGCAGCUCGUCUACUAUCAAAGGAUGCGUUGCGAUCAGGACAAGUUGUACAUUAGGAACGCCUUUGCCAGUGUCUUCAAUUGCAAUGCUGAUCUUUUGAAUGCCAUUGCCGAGGAUGUGGCUCUCUAUUGGACAGCCGAUAAGAUCUAUCUGAAUGAUGUGGUGCUGCAGCGGGAACAGGUUGCUCUCGGCGCGGCUCAACGGCAGGAGCAGGCACCUCUGCUGUUGUCCACGCAGCGACAGCUGCUCAAGCAAAUUGUGGAAACGGUGCACAUGGAGAAGCCACUGUUGCUCUGUGGCGCCACAGACAGUGGCAAGACCAAGCUGAUUGAUGCCCUCUGUGUGCUGUCAAAUCGUGUCUGCAACUCGGACAACAUUGACGACUCCAUCACAGGCAGUUUUCAACAGAUUGAUCUCAAUCGUCAUCUGGAGGAAAUCUAUAAAAAUGUGCAGGCCUUGGUCUUUGGCGUGGUUCAGCAAGCUUUUCUACAGCAAAUGGCAUCAACGUUUGCUCAGCAACUCUGGAGCACUUGGAGCAAGUAUAAUCACUUGGUUCAAUUAACGACAGAUUCCCACAGCGUUGCCGAGGAGCUGCAGUUGUUUGAGAAGCGUCUGUCUGCUUUGGAAGCUAUCAUCACCAAGUUGUGGGAGACACCAGAGAAGUGUCGCGUCGCUCUGUUCCAGCAGCUGCCAGAAAACAAAUCAAAGCUCUCCCUGCUGCAGGCAUACAUCAAAUCAGCGGAUUCCCUCAACACUGGCGGCUCCUUUGAGUGGGUUGAUUCGCGCAUUGUGACAUCGUUGAAGUGCGGUCAAUACAUAUUGCUGGAGCAUGUGAAUCUCUGCUCUUCGGCGGUGCUCGAUCGUCUGAAUCCCGUGUUUGAGCCCAAUGGCUGUCUGUUAAUUGCAGAGAAGGGCAUCAGUGCCCAGGAUUGUGCCGAAGUGGUGCGUAAAUCGCCCAAUUUCCGAGCCUUUCUCACUGUGGAUCCCAAGAAUGGGGAACUCUCACGUGCCAUGCGCAAUCGUUGUGUGGAGCUGUCGUUGUCGGUGUCCAAGGAUGCCUACAGCAUGGACGACAUGCGUGCCAUUGUCCAUGGCCAGGGAGUGCGUCAGAUUGGGGCCAUCAACUGCAUGUUGGCCAUUCAUCGCAAUGUCUGCCAACUGACCGAGUUUAAUGCCUAUACCAUAUCGCAUCUAACGCAGUUUGCGUUCCUCAGCGCCGCCUACAAGCACAUUGGAUACCAGUUGAAGCGAGCCAUCUAUGUGGCUGCCAUGGAGGUUUAUGUGUACUCCGCCAACAUGGAUUUAAUGGGCUUCGGAUUGUCCUACUAUCAGAACAAGCUGCGUGAAGUUGUGCUUGCCCAAACAGACGUUUACGUGCAGCAGGCAGAUGCACUGCAGCAGGAGGAUUAUCUGAGUGAUGUUAUACUCUGCACUGAUGAUCUGAAUACCUUGACGCUCAUCAAACUGCAGGCGGCGGCCUUAAAGCUGCUGCUCCAGUCGCCAACUGUUGAGCAGCUGCCUCAGGAGCAAUUGACUUGGUUGUUUCAGUCCAUGGAAUCACUUCAACUGAGUCAACUGAAUGUCCAGCAACUGAGUCGUUACCUCAUCUGCAUGCUGUACGAGGUGUGCGCCUUUGGGGAUCUUCAAAUGAGGCAUCUCUAUCUGCAACAAUUGCUUAUCCAUCAGCCAGAACUGCAGCAAUUGUCGGCGAGUUUGUUUGAUUGCUUGCGUCAGCAAGGACAAAGAUUCCAGUUGACUUUAGUGGAUUUACCCUGGCAUAGAAGACUCUUUCCACGUCUGCGGGACUAUGCAACGACUGCCCAGCCAGAAGAUGCUACAGCUGACAGUGCCUUGGCACUCAGUGCCUCCUUGUGGGCGCAACUGCUGCUCGAGAAGAUUCCCCGAAGAGCUGUGAUCAAACUGCAGCAGCUGGAUGCCCUGCAAUACUCCCAGGCAUUGCUGGCCAAGAAGAUAACUGAGAAAUAUAGCAACGACUUUCUAAUCCAUCUCUCCACAUUCCUCGAUGGCCUCCAGGAAUCACUGCAACAUCAUUUGAGCUCUGCCAAAUUCCAACUCUUGCAAUAUGCCAAAUUUCUGACCAAAUUCAAUUGGUUUAAUCGUCUGCUGGCCACAUCGCAGCAGAAACUGUUGCAGAACAACGAGUUGCAUGCACCAUUGAUGCACAAACUGGUGCUGCACUUCAAGUGGCUGGAGAAGCACUUACUGGCUGCCAUCCUGGAGGCCUGGCCCAACUUCCUCCACAUCCAUCAAGGUCUACGUGCCAGCUUGGAACAGCUGAGCAACUACGUGCAGCAGACAAAGCGUCCUUUCAACGCGUCCAGCAAGAUUUAUGCCAAACAAUUUACACAGUUCCAACCCUAUUAUCUGGAACAACAGAUUGUGCUGUUUGAGAAGACCGAGCAGCUGCAGCAGCUGCUGAAUGUGGUUCCCCAGUAUGGUGACAUGGACAGCAAGUUGUGGUUGCACAAGUGGCAGGCACUGCAAUCGGAUGAGGCAAACAAGUGGCGAGCAUUCCAGCGAACUCACACCGAGAGCCUGCAGCUUAAGCAAUUUGAACUAAGUGCUGGCAUGUCUGAGAGUGAACUGAAGACAUCACUUGUUAGACUGCAAGCGGAGCUAAAGGAAAGGCAGGAAAAGGAGAAACCCGGCUUGGAUGUGGACUUAGAUCUGACAGAGCUCAGGCUGCAGUUGGCAGGUGGCAAGCUGGAGCAGAACGAUGAGCAUCAGCUGGAUGUGGAUGAGAGUCAGUUCAAGAUCUAUCAACUAUUGUUGCCGGCACUGCGGGAUUACUUCAUGAAUCGCGUGCUGAGCAGAUCGCUCAACGGAGAUUUCGCUGAGCAACUGAAUCCGGACUACAGUGAGCAACUAAUCACAUUGAAUGCCCAACUCUGGAGAUGUCUGAACACGCUAAACAGUUCGACGCAUGCCAAGAUCAGGUCGGCACACAAAGAACUCCAGCAGGUGAAUGACUUGGAGGAGUUGCUGGAGCAGCUCAAUGGCAGCAGCUGCUACAAAGCAUUGCGCAGCUAUGAACGUCAAUAUCUGAAUGCUCUGCAGUGUUAUCAGCUCGAGAAUCUGUCCACUCGCAUUGAUUGCGCACAGACGCCGUCGGAGCUGGAGCUGUCCAGUCGUUAUAGCUAUCAGGGACCGCCUUUGGCCAAUGCGCUGCUCUCGCUGCUUUGCCAGUCAAAUGGACAACUGUUGUCGGUGCCACUCAGUGAGCUGCAGCCCUGGCGUCAGUCCCUGAGACAGAUACGUCAGCUGCUCUGGCAGAAUGCGCAGCUGGUGAGCAGAAGACACAGUCCCGAAGUCAACAAUGGACAGCUGGCGCAACGGAACGCCAGACAAUUGCUGCAAGAAUUGGCAUAUGUCUUAAAGCUGUCGCCACAAGCGGAUGCAGGCUUCCAGAGCUGCAUUGCGGACUUGCAACAGACGCUGCAGCAGUUGCAGCUGCACAAUGAACAGGAGCAAUCAAUGACAACAGCUUUCAAUGCUGCACUGGCCAGCACUUUAAUUGGCGCCCUGGAGUUGUGUGUGUUGACACAUGCGCCCCUAAUUGAUCCCGUCGAGAAGAAUCGCCUAAAAAAUCUCUACAUAACCGAGGAUAUUAACUGCUUAAAUCAUUUAACUACAGCCUAUGAUUUCAUGAAGAUCAGCAUGAAGUAUCAGCAUUUUGGCCAACAAAUCUAUGUGCAGCUGCAGCAGCAACUGUUGCUGGCGCAUCAGCAACAGCAGCAACUCAAUCAGCAGCUGGCACUGCGUCCGGAGCAAUGUCUUUAUGCCUCUUUGGUGCAGGAUCUGACACACUUUCUGAAAUCCAAUUGUGACUGUGCAGCGCUGCACAAGAUCAUCACAGCUAUUAGGGAGAAUUGGUUGCACUUUGUGGGUGACCAGUUGGCCAAUGGAGCGCAGCUGAAGAGUGGCGCCGAGUUGCUGCAGAAGCUGGAACUUUGGCUGGCAAAUGCUCAGCGUUUUGUGCAUCAUACGCUGGCCAGGUAUGCGGCAUACUAUCAGGACUUUGUGCAGCCCAUCAAAUGCGCUGUCAAUCAGCUGCGUUUUGGACUGGAGCAACUGAAGGUGCUCUUCACCCGUCUCCUCGCAGCGGGCAGUGCCAUUGAGGUCCAGAGAUUGCAGCAGACCAUCAGUCAGAUGGUGCAGUUUCCCUCGCAACGUCCGUUGGCCAUUCGAAAUAGCCAUGUGUAUGGUUUGUUGGCCAAGUUACCACAUUCGGAGCAUGCAUACUUCCGGCUGCUUAAGGCGAAGCUUAGCGAGCUGCGCAACUUCAUCACAAUUGCGGCGACCAUUGAUGAAACCAUCUUUGCUGCUUAUGAUGAUGCCUUGGGCAUCUGCAAUCAAACCUGGCAGCUGGAGGAGAAGCGUCGCUGUGAUCAACGUGCCGAGGAGGAGAGUCUCUACAAGACGAAAACACUUGGCGGCGUCGAGGAUGAUGAGCUGCUGGAACUAAAAGAGAUUGAGCAGAACUUUCCCACACAUCUGGACGAGGACUUUGCCGAGUUUGUGAAUGAACCCAGCUUGGAGCAGGUACUCAAGCUGGACAAGAAGGCGCACACAAAGGCCAAGCUGGCGGAGAUUGUCAGCGAGCAGGAUUACGUCUUUCUGGCACGCAAUUUCAUCGAGGUGAUGAGCCGUCAUACGCCAGUUAGCUACAAGGAGCUGGAGCAGCUGGAGAGGAGCAGUGAACUGCAGCUGAUUGCACCAUAUCAGGCGCGUCUUGAGGUCUUUGUGCAGCUGCAUGGACACUACAAGACGGCGCUGGGUGCGCAGCUGGACGACAGCGUCUACAAUGGCCUGACCUUUGCCCUGGCGCUGCAGCAGCGUCAGCUGAAGGAUCUGGAGCUGGAGGACAGCCAGACGAGUAGUCGCAACUAUGACUACUACAAGGACUCGAACAUAGCGGAGAUCGGUGACUGCCUGAAUGUCAUGGAGCGCAUUGAGCAGCGUGUGCUGGAGCAACUGGAACUGUAUCCGGAGCACGCGGGAUUGGCGGACAUCAAGCUGGUCAUUGGCCGUAUACGCAAAUUGCCGGCAAAUGCCAGUGUCGGACGCUUCAACACGGGAUUCCAGCUGCUGCGCCAGAAGCUGGCACUGUGGAACGAGCUGGCGCACAAGAACAACAAUCUGGUCAGCGAGGAGAUCGAGGUCGCGGAGUUUGUGCAGCGUUGGACCAAACUGGAGCUGCAACACUGGCGCAACUGCCUCAACCAGACGGCACAGCAGGUGGAAUUGCAGGCAUAUCGCUAUUGGUUCUUCAUCUACAAUCUGUUGCAAGCUGGCGCAGAUUUACCCGACUUGAUUCGCACACUGCGUCAGUUUGUGGAGGCCUCCUGCUUUGGGGAUUUCCAUGUGCGACUCCAGCUGCUGCAUGGCUUCGAGAUGUAUCUGCACAACAUGGAGCGCGCUGGCAAGCAAAUGAAUCUACAACUGCAACCGCUAAUUGCCGCCUUGCACAAUCUGCAAUUGUACUUCGCGCAGUUCUCCAACGAGGUGACGGAUACCGUGAAGACUCGUCGUGCUCCCAUUGAGAAGAAGCUGCGGGAAUUUGUCAAGAUCCAGAGCUACAACAAGGAUCUCAGCUACUUUAGCAUGCGCAACAAUGUGGCCAGUGUGCAUCGCAAUCUGAACAAGUUCCUCAAGGAGUAUCGCCUGCUGCUGGAGCAGAAGAUCAGCGAGGUCUUCCAGCCCAAAGAUGCCACAGUCAAGGACUACAGCAUGAAUAAGCACCAGAAAAAGCAGACUAUUCCACUGGACAGUCAGCACUUUGUGGCCAGCGAGCAGCUGCAUCACAAAUACCAGGCACAGGUUGUGCAUCUGGCCGAGAAUGCGCCCAUCCUGCAGCGUCUGGGCAAGCACUUUGCCACCGCCCGCAACAUUGUGCGGGAGACGCUAUCGCAUACGGAUUAUGCUGCAUUGAUUGCGGAACUGGAUGAGCUGGUGGAUGUGCAGCUGGAGCGAUGUGAGCAGCUGCGUAAUCUAAACGUGGAUCGCAGCAAGGAGCGACCACAGCAGAAGCUCCAGGCCAAGCAGAUCUUGCAACAGAAGCGCAAGGCCUUAACCGAUCUCUUCAAGGUCCUGGCGCGUCUGGGUCUCAGCUACAAGACGGGACUCAUGGAGCUCUCGCUGCGCACUGAAUUCGAGAACUUCCAGCUGCCGCCAUUCAGCAUCAAAGCCAUGCUGCCAUCUCUGCAUCCCAGUUGGCGGCAACUCAACCAGCAGCUGGAUCUCUACUACAUGAAGAGCGUCUUCAAGUUGAAGCUGCUGCAGAACAUCAUGUUGACGCCGCUGUCGGAGCUGGGACCACCGAAUAUUGAGCGGAUCAAGGGCUUCGCUGUGGACAUGUUUCUGCUCGUCCAGCAGCAGCGGGAGCAGCUGUCCAGUUGCACCCGGGAGUUGCAUGAGCUGCGCCAGGCAUUGGAGCAACUGCGUCAGGUGGCGGAUGUUGUGAUGCCAGAGCAGGCGAAGAUCGAGCAACUCUGCUUCUCCCGCAAUGCGGAUGCCUGUGUCCAGCUGAAGCACAAUCUCUGCCAGAUUCAAUACGUGCUCCGGCAGUGGCAGUUGCUGCUCCACUGUGCUCCUGGGCAGGAGAACAGCGAGAACAGUGUCUUGCUCUCCCGUCAACCGCUGCGUCUGGCGGAGCUGCUGGAGCUCUGUGGCCUAAUCCUGCGAAGCAGUCAAGUGCUGCUGCAGCAGCUGGAGCGCACGAAUCUGGAGUUCCUGGACAGCAACAAGCUGCAACAAUACCAGCUUAGUUAUGAGAAGAUUAUAGGAAACAUCAAACAGGCCUUGUCCCAGCUGGAGAAUGGACAUGAGGAGCACUUGCCGCUGGCACAGCCGCUCUUGACACUGCUGACCACGUUGGAUGCCACCUCAGCAUUGGCAACUGCUGCUGCUCCCAAUGUGGAGUCCAUUGAGCUAACCAAUGUGGAUGCAGAGCUGGCAAAUAUUGCACAUGCCGUGCUCUUGGCGCUGCAGAAGAUUUACAAGGAGCAUGGCAAGCUGCCGGCCAAGCAAACUGAGCAGGAGCAGCAAGUCAACGAGCUGAGGGAACAGCAUCUAAAGCAGCAUCUGACAGGUCAACUGGACGCGGAUUGGCAACUCCUGGGCAUGCCACGCACUCUGGGCAAGCUCUCCAAUGUGCUGUUAGUUCUAAAACAUGCCGAUCCCAGCGAGCAGAAGUUGCUCUGCCUGCGUCGAGCGGUGGCCUUGUUGCCUGUGCUGGAGCAGUAUCAAUUGCUGGCCGAUUACAUGCUGCUCCAACAGCUGGGCACCCACAGGAUCUCGGCCAAGAUGCUGUCCAUUAUGCUGACCGCAUUCGUGGAGAUUGGCAGCAAGGGCUUCUGUGUGCCGCCGGAUCUGAUGCAGGACGAGGAGGGACAGUCCAAGCAGGAUUCAAAGAAUGGCGAGGGCUUUGGCCUAGAAGAUGGCACCGGUGAGAAUGAUGCGUCCGAUAAGAUUGAGUCUGAGGAUCAGCUGGACGAUGCCAAGCGGCCGGAGGAUCGCAAGGAUGAGGAUGACAAGGAGGAGCCCGACUGCAAGGAGGAAAAGGGCAUUGAGAUGAGCGACGAUUUCGAUGCCAAAAUGCAGGAUGUGGACAAGCCAGAGGAAGAUGACAGUGGCGAAUCCGAAGAGGAGGACGAGCUCAACAAGCAAAUGGGCGAAACGGAAGAUGGCGCCGAGAAGCUGGAUGAGCAGAUUUGGGGCGAUGACGAGGAAAAGCAGCCGGAGGAAGAGGAGCCCGAUAUGAAUGAAGAGGAUCAGGGCAAGGGCACCAAGGAUGAGAAGGAUGAGCAUAACGAUCUGGACACCAAGAACGAGGCUGCCAAAGAGGAGGGCAACGAUGAGCAUGAGAAGGAUGGCCUGGAUGCGACAAAUGAGCCAAGUGGCGAGGAUAAGCGCAAGGAGCAGGCCAAGGACAUUGACGACAUGAAGGAGCCCGAACUCGAUGAGGAGCAAACCAAUGCCAUGCACAAUGAACUGGAAGAGCCACCAGAGCCCGAGGAAAUGGAUUUGGGCGAUAUGAACAACGUGGACGAGGGUCAUGACAACGAAGCCGAUGAAGCAAAUGAUGAGAAUCCAUUUGACAUCGAUGCCAUGAAGGAGAACAUGCAGAUGGCCGAGGAGCCAGAGGAGGAAGCCGCCGAUGAAGAACCCAAGGAGGAUCAGCCCGAACCCGAUGAUGACAGCGACUCUGAUGCCGAGGAGACAGGCACUGAAAAGGACACAACUCAGAAUGGCAAAGAUGAUGCCGAAGACGAAGAAGCUGCCGCAGAAGAGGAGAAAGAAAACACGGAGCCAGAGACCCAAACACGUGGCGAACUCGACAAGGACGAGGAAGAGCAGAAAGAGGAGACACCGCCAGAGGAAGAGGCACGUGAAGAGAAGCCAGAACAGCACACACAAUCAAAGGACAAGUCCAGCAAGGAAGAGAAUGUGCAAUCUGUGCCCGAUACCGAACAAAACAGCUCGGCGGAUCAGGUGCAGCAGCAACAGGAUGAGGAUGUCAAGCAGGACCAGAAGAUGGAUGAGCAGGAGACGGGCGAAGAAAAGGAUGGCGUUGGACAGGCCGAAAAUGAUACAAAUGAUGGCGGCCAUCAAGGCGUUGCGGAGACCAAGGAAACCGUUUCGCAGGAGGAACGAAAGAAUGAAAAGCAGACACAGGAGAAGCGUAAACAAGGACGCACCAAUGAGGAACGCACGCUAGGUGAAGCGGAGCAAAACAAACUAAAGCAGCUGAAAACAAUUGAUCAACUAAAGGAGUCCAAGCAGAAUGAAAGCGAGCAACAGGACCAAGCGGAACAGGACGCGGAAGCCGAGGAAUAUCAGCAUGUAAAGGAGCCAAAGAACAGCGAUAAAACCACUUUGGACAAUGCCACCGAAGAGCAAUCCAAGCAAAUUAAACACCAAGAGGAUGAGGAGCAAAAGGAUGAGGAGAAUGCAGAUGCCGAAAAUGCUGAUGAACUAAUGGAUACGGAGGAGCCAACAGUAAACCCAGAAGAUGACGCACAACUAGAACAACUAAGCUCUGAAAAAACGGACCAAAAGUCAGAGAAACCCUCAAAAACAGAACAGUCCAAGGAACGUCUGGAAACGCCGCUCGAGCAAAUGGAAGUCGAAGGCGAAGUGGUUCCCACUAUGACAGUGCCACGUAGUGCUGAAACCACUGCACACAGCAACACUGAGCUACUGCUGGAUAAGAGCACACAUGCACAGGAUUUGAGCACAGCGGAGCAAAUUGAGCUGCGUCAAAUGUAUCAACAGCAGUUGACCAACGCAAAUGUGACGCUGCCACAGCACGAGGAUUAUGAGAGUUGGUCGAGCAUAUCGAAUCGCAUGACACAAAAUGCUCGAGAGCUGUGCGAGCAGCUGCGUCUCAUCUUGGAGCCCACGAAGUGUACACGUCUCAAGGGCGACUAUCGCACUGGACGUCGCAUCAACAUGAAGAAGAUCAUACCAUAUAUAGCAUCGCAGUUCCGCAAGGACAAGAUCUGGUUGCGUCGCACAAAGCCGGCACAGCGUGACUAUAAGAUUACCAUUGCCAUCGAUGAUUCCAAGUCGAUGCAUCAUAACAAUUCCAAGACACUGACCCUGGAGGCCAUCUCCUUGGUGUCUCAGGCUCUGACUCUGCUUGAAAGUGGUCGUCUGAGCAUUGUGUCAUUCGGAGAAGCGCCAAAAAUAAUCCUGAAUCAUACGGAACAGUUUGAUGGACCACGUUUGGUUAGCGCACUGAAUUUUGCACAGGAUAAAACUAAAAUUGCCGGUCUGCUCGACUUUAUACGCACCGUGAACAUCGAGGAGAGCGGACUCGGUGGUGAUAAUGGUUUAUUCGAGAAUCUGCUGCUGGUCUUGAGCGAUGGACGUAAUAUAUUCAGCGAGGGAAAUCAGAAGGUGAAAAAUGCCAUCAAAUUGGCACGUUUACAGCGAAUUUUCAUCGUUUACAUUAUCAUUGAUAAUCCCGAUAAUAAGAAUUCAAUUCUUGAUAUACAACAUGUGGAAGUGAAUGCGGAUGGUUCGGUUAAAAUAAACUCCUAUUUGGACAAUUUUCCGUUUCCAUAUUAUGUGAUUGUACGGGAUUUGAAUCAACUACCGCUUGUCCUCAGUGAAGCCAUGAGGCAAUGGUUUGAAUUAGUUAAUAGUGAAUUGUAGUUUUAGUUUUUUAUACAUAUUAUUUUAAGAUGUAAAUGCAAUUUUAUAAUUCCUAACACACACUUGAAGAAUUAAGAAUAUAGUUUUUUUGUUCGAAAA